Laccaria bicolor S238N-H82 is the source of this 624-nucleotide messenger RNA. RefSeq lists its product as uncharacterized. Lineage: Eukaryota; Fungi; Basidiomycota; Agaricomycetes; Agaricales; Hydnangiaceae. The transcript has a single exon. Bases 1 to 624 code for a protein of 207 amino acids. The record is from RefSeq and is a predicted model, not a curated record.
AUGCACCCCUGCGUUAACUUUAUUUUCCCCGGAUUAUACACCAAACCGACGUACACCUACUCCGGCCUCAGUUUCGACGAACUUCCAGCCGCUGCGCGGGAGUUUCUCGUCGAACUCGAACUCACUCCACCGAACUACGGCGCAUGCGACAAACAGAAAUUUUACGAUCUACACCUUGCCCACAUGGAAAAAUUAUGGUCGACAAUACAUAGCGUCUACACCAAGAUCGUCACCUUGCGCCAGGCUGUAGCAGGCAUGACGGAAGACGAUUUAGAUCAUGUCGAUGUUAUCGUUCAUAAUCUCAAGGAGGUUCUCAUCCCCGAAUGGCAUGCGCAUCUCGACCGGUUCUUCGCAGAGUUCGAUGCUUUAAUUUGGGUUGAGGAGCAUAAAUUGGGGAUGGAGGAUGGAGCGAGGGACUCAGCCGUCGACCAAAUUAUGGUUUCAGUCAUCAAAAGAUUUGAUGACUACUACGAGGCUCUUACAGAGGCGCAGGCGAAGCGAGAGGCUGCACAGGAGACUAAUCUGCCGAUAUUGGUCUGCUUGCCCGAGCAACAACCAUCGCAUGCAGCGACGAAGUACCAUACUUGGCCGAGAGAAAGGAUGACGACGUGGAAUGGAAAUUGA